GAUAACGUUAUUUAAAGGACAUCCUACCACUACCUUGUUACGCAUUUGUGACUCUGUGUCUGUCAUCCACUGCUAGGCUUUUUGUAUAGCGUGUCACUCUGGGUGUGAGAAAGAGGAUCUCUUACUUCGCCAUUAAUGGCUGCUUUAAGGAGCUUCUUGAAGAAAAGAUCUUUAACAUGCAACAGUCUUGCUUCCUUCUCCACCGAGGCUGCUCUUGCCAAGAACCUUCCUGCCACUAAGAUCAAGACUGAAGUUGCUCAACUUAUCGGGAAAACUCCCAUUGUGUAUCUUAAUAAAGUGACUGAAGGAUGUGGAGGUUAUGUAGCUGUCAAGCAAGAAAUGUUUCAACCAACUUCCAGCAUCAAAGACAGACCAGCAUUUGCAAUGAUCACUGAUGCAGAACAGAAGAAUUUAAUCUCUCCUGGGAAGACAACUUUGAUAGAGCCAACAUCUGGUAAUAUGGGGAUUAGCAUGGCAUUUAUGGCAGCCAUGAAAGGGUACAAGAUGGUUCUAACUAUGCCCUCUUACACAAGCUUGGAGAGAAGGGUGUGUAUGAGAGCAUUUGGAGCUGACCUUAUUCUCACUGAUCCCACCAAAGGAAUGGGUGGAACAGUUAAAAAGGCCUAUGAACUUCUGGAAUCGACACCAGAUGCUUUCAUGCUGCAACAAUUCUCAAAUCCUGCCAAUACUAAGAUUCAUUUUGAAACUACAGGUCCUGAAAUAUGGGAGGAUACACUUGGUCAAGUUGACAUCUUUGUUAUGGGAAUAGGCAGUGGAGGAACAGUAUCUGGAGUUGGGCAGUACCUUAAAUCAAAAAAUCCUAAUGUCAAGAUAUAUGGAGUGGAGCCUGCUGAAAGUAAUGUCCUGAAUGGUGGAAAACCAGGUCCUCAUCAAAUUACUGGAAAUGGGGUUGGAUUUAAACCAGACAUCUUGGACAUGGAUUUAAUGGAAAAAGUUCUUGAGGUUAGUAGUGAGGAUGCAGUAAAUAUGGCUCGGAGAUUGGCACUGGAAGAGGGGCUUAUGGUGGGAAUAUCAUCAGGAGCCAACACAGUUGCCGCACUUAGACUUGCUAGAAUGCCAGAAAACAAAGGCAAACUCAUUGUGACUGUUCAUCCAAGUUUCGGGGAACGAUAUCUGUCAUCUGUUCUGUUCCAAGAACUGAGGCAAGAAGCUGAGAACAUGCAACCAGUUUCAGUAGACUAAUGCUGUCGAAUGGACAGUUCAAUAAAAUUGUUAAAUCUUUAUUGUGCAACCAUCAUUAUACUUGGUAACUCUGUUAUGCGAAAUCAUGUCUCUCGAGCUUUUUCAUUUUCUAUUUUUCUUUUAAAUCUAAUAAGAAGCCUUAUGUUUUGGCAUCAA
Messenger RNA from Ricinus communis (castor bean), 1359 nucleotides. Its product is annotated as L-3-cyanoalanine synthase 2, mitochondrial. The record is from RefSeq and is a predicted model, not a curated record. Bases 136 to 1203 code for a protein of 355 amino acids. NCBI's taxonomy places the organism in Eukaryota, Viridiplantae, Streptophyta, Magnoliopsida, Malpighiales, Euphorbiaceae. Gene Ontology annotation, molecular function: cysteine synthase activity. The transcript is spliced from 10 exons. Gene Ontology annotation, cellular component: cytoplasm.